CAAUUGCUACAUUAACCGUGAGAUCUGUGCAAGUGCAAACAGUAGAUCACAGAGAAUGAGAUCGAAGAGAUGUCAAAAAUUUCGAGAACAAAAAUGUAUGACAAGUGCGUGUUUUGGUUCAAACUCUGCUUGCGCUAAUUUGAUUUCAUAGUUAGUAGAUAUUGUUUUAGCUCAUCAUAAAAAUGUCCUGGUUCGGUCGAUUCCACGGUAAAAACAACCAUGAGCUCGUUCACUACCUAAAAGGCAAGUUGAUGCAAAAAUAUGUUCCAUAGAUUCGAAGAUAAUAAAAUCGGAUCGAGUAGUUCGAGCCAUGCAAUCAGUGGACAGAGGAAAUUACACGUCUAUUGGUCAAGCUUAUGUCGAUGCACCGCAAGGAAUUGGCCACGGAGUGACCAUCAGUGCACCCCACAUGCAUGGCUACGCAUUGCAACUUCUGGAAGACAAACUACAGGAUGGUGGAAGAGCUUUAGAUGUUGGUUCAGGUUCUGGAUAUCUGACAGCAUGUUUUGCAAUGAUGCUUGGUCCACAGGGACUGGCAAUUGGUAUAGAUCAUAUCCCAGAGCUCAAAGAAGCAGCUGUAAAAAAUAUAACAAAAGAUAAUCCUGAUCUACUCGAGAGUGGGCGGGUUAAACUUGUUGUCGGUGAUGGCAGAUUAGGCUACCCAGAAGGUGGACCCUAUGAUGCAAUACAUGUUGGUGCAGCAGCUAAAGAAACACCUCAAGCAUUGAUAGACCAGUUAGCUCCUGGAGGCCGAAUGUUGGUACCAGUUGGUGCAGAGAACUCAGAUCAAACUCUUGUGCAGUUUGAUAAGCUCCAAGAUGGCAGGAUAAAACGAAAAUCAUUAAUGGGAGUGGUCUAUGUUCCAUUGACAGACAAGGAGCGUCAAGACCCGUCAUGGAAAUGAUGCUUGAUUCAGUAAAUUACUUAUAAGUAAUUUCAUCAAUACCUGUAAGAUCGUAACAGUGACGUGAAAUUGAAUUGCAUUGACAAGUCUUCAUGGACUUUAAUUCAUACGAGGUAUAAAUUUCCUACAUGAAGCAAUUAAUUGUACGAAUAAAAUAAAUAUUUAUUUCAAGUGA
Athalia rosae (coleseed sawfly) is the source of this 1079-nucleotide messenger RNA. It is a transcript of the gene Pcmt, whose product is annotated as protein-L-isoaspartate(D-aspartate) O-methyltransferase. Gene Ontology annotation, cellular component: cytoplasm. Gene Ontology annotation, biological process: protein modification process. The record is from RefSeq and is a predicted model, not a curated record. Lineage: Eukaryota; Metazoa; Arthropoda; Insecta; Hymenoptera; Athaliidae. Gene Ontology annotation, molecular function: protein-L-isoaspartate (D-aspartate) O-methyltransferase activity. The transcript has 5 exons. Bases 311 to 904 code for a protein of 197 amino acids.